Mizuhopecten yessoensis (Yesso scallop) is the source of this 2996-nucleotide messenger RNA. RefSeq lists its product as uncharacterized. The transcript is spliced from 2 exons. NCBI's taxonomy places the organism in Eukaryota, Metazoa, Mollusca, Bivalvia, Pectinida, Pectinidae. Bases 19 to 2280 code for a protein of 753 amino acids. The record is from RefSeq and is a predicted model, not a curated record.
AUCAGCUUCCCGUGGAUUAUGAGCGAUUUUCUGACCCAGAUAAAAGCAAAUGCAUGCCCGGCCACCAGCGAGGUGACAACGGACAAAUCAGCUAAACCAGAAAGACCAGAACUCGUCCAAAUCGGCUCAUCAAUAGUAAGACAUUUUGAUACGAGACACGAGAAUCGGCUUGCAACAUUUCAGUUCCUCCAAGUAACUUUCACUAUGAUUUCUGAUCACCUCCAUCGUUGCCUCGGACCGGGGAUAAGAGUGUCCUUCACAGGACUGCCAUCAUUGUGUCUAAUGGAUAUGUACACUCGUGAUAUCAAUGUCUGUCUGGAACUGCAACAGCAAAUCACCGGAAAAGAUUUCAACACUCUGUUAAAGAAUGUUAUGGCAAGUUAUAUGGCAGGUUAUCGGCCUUUAACGCCGAAGUCAUUCAUCGUCCGAAUAGACGAAGAUCCUGUGACUGUCACAUUUAGCCAAAACACCAACGAUAUAGGCAGAACAAAUUUCAUCCGACGACGACUUCAAAGAAGCUCAACCUAUACGCUCAUCCUGACGUUUCUUCUCGACUGGGCAAGGAAGUACACAAUUAUUGGCAGAUCCCGAUCCGCAGUGUUUUCCGAAGUCGUUUUUACGUUGCUGGUUCUCAAACUCUUGUCGGAUGUAGACGGCAACUCAACAGAAACAAAGACAACGCAUGACGACAUGAAUCACAUGAAUGUAUCUUCUUGGCUUCCAGGAAAAAUAACUACAAGCAAACAACUUCAAACAGCUAGUCUAGUGAUGGCCGUCUUGCGAAAUUUUGAUUCUUUGCUGAUCAGCGAUAAGAAAGGGGAAAUUCGAAUAUAUGUGCCAGAUCCAACAGAUGAUGUCAUAAAUCAACGGUUUCUGGUACCUGGUAAUCUAGGAUUGAGGAAACUCAAACAUCUGACAGAGGAAAUUCUCUUUGUUUAUCAAGAAAUUGCAAAAAACAGAUCUGUAAAUAUCUUUUUUGAACAAAACAUCCUUGAAGAAGAUCAUCUGAUCAUUAACCUGCCAUUAGACAUUUGGGGGUCUGUAAUGUUUGCAGAAACCUUCACUGCUAGACGAUUGUCAGAAGAGACUGGCGCCGAAAUCAGCAUACGAAGAAAGACGUUCAGUGUUACCCCUGGACUAAUUUUAGAAGCAUGGGGAACUCGCAAAGAACUGUGGAAUGUUCAACAAUCUCUUCAAGACCUGAAUGACAAAUCAUCAAAGUUCGUUACCACCUCUGCACGAGACAAAGUCACAUUGUACGUUCCACUCGUAGACGGGUCUUAUCAGAAUGAUAGGAAUACAGCUUUGGAAAAGUUCAAAGAAGUAUUCAGGACACAGAUGGAACUCACCCGACAAGAUUUUGACAGAACAUACCAUGGGGAUCUAAGAAUUGCACUUACAUUCGGAAUAUACUACAUAUUUUAUGUUGAAAAUCCCCAGUUUACGAUAUCAGAAUUUGAAAUUGCGUUUGAAGGUCAUGGCAAGCCACAUGAAAAGCAGUUAGAACUGAGCCUGCCAGGGCGUGGAGGAUGGCGAAAUCGCAACAGGCAUGGUCGGUUUACUAAACCUAAACCAAGACACAUAAGAGGCUCUUUCAUGCCUAAGGAGUGUGACAAAAACAACGUCAGUGCUUUUCUAGGCAACUCGUUUUUCAAAGAACGCAAUGAAGAAGUAAAAUAUCAUGCCACAUUCAAGUUGGGCUCCCCAGAUUAUGGAAAACCUCUCGAAGGUCUUGUUAUCCUUGACAAAGAGCUUCUGUUCAUUGAGCUUCGGCUUUCUGAUUUGAAGUGGAUGGCGGUGGACGUGUGUCGCGGCUAUAAUGGUAUACCUUAUACCAACAAACGUCUAGAUGUCCGGUGUAAGCUGCACUCACGACGUCUUAUGGACAUGGAAGGAGUACAAGAGAUGGCUGACACGAAAAUGCUUUUGGAGCCUAGCACACGUGUGCUGUUGAAACCCCAACCGAAUGUUUUUUACGUGUCUCCAGAGUUUAGGGAUAGAAUAUCAUUCGUGAGAGAGAAGCACGCCAAGUCGUACCAUUAUGACGGACCAGUGACAGAAUAUAGUAAUUGGCAGGACAUGAACAUCAAAAUAGCAACAGUGUUUGAACAUUCGAUACCAGAUUCUAGUGGUAGGUUCCAGGACAUGGUAGAAAAACAGGAAGUCACCGUGAUACCUAAACUCCCUCCACUGGACACAACGGAAACGGACUGGGACAGUUAUGCAGAAAACAUUUGGGAACUCAUUGAACAAUUAGGCGAACAAUUUGAUUCAGACUAGAUGGUUCAACCAAGAGUACAUGAUGCCACAAUACCCUUGCAGUGUUUAAACUGUAUACAUGUGUUAAUAAGAAUGAAAUCAAUGGCAAAAUCCCAAAUACGAAUUAUUCGUCAUCCGUGAACAUUUUCGAUGUCGGCAUUGAAAUACAUAACUGUAUUCAUUUAUACAUAGCCAAGACAUCGAUAGAUACACAGCAGAGAAACGACUGUGGAAUGCCUUAUUAUUUUGGGCGACGCGUAUAUAAUAAAGUGCAUUUAGUCCAAAUCGUUCGUAAAAGACCGUCUACAGUCGUGUUUAAGUGUCAUAUUGAAACCGGGGCCCGUAUUCAUGAAACUGUUCUCAUGCUAAAGCAUGGAUUCUGUGCUCAAAGCUACUUUUUUGUAACUCGUUUAAAUAAUCUCAAACUAUCAAAAAGUCAAAUGUGAAAAUUGGAAAUAGUAUUGGCUUGAGUCUCUUCAAUUUUUUUCCAAAUCAUUAACAAAAUAAGAGUUGUUUAAUAAUUUAUGACUUAAACAAGAAAUUAGGCUUGAGCACAAAAUCCAUGCUUGAGCAUGAGAUCGGUUUCAUGAAUAAGGGCCCGGAAACAGUCGAGGUAAAAUAGAAGUAAAAGGGUUCAUGUAAAUAUAUUCUAGGAAAGAAUCAGUGUUACCUCGGUGUUUAUGAACACAGGUAAACAUAAAUACGACAAUGUCUAGGUAGCAGUGUACAGUAGCGUA